AUGGAGGAAGUGGCACUUCAGCUGAGUCUCAAAGGACUCGAUGAGAACAUUGAGGUACAGGAUGGGGAGAGGGGCACCGGUAGGGGAGAUUCCCAUGGGAGGAAGGGAGAAGCCCUGACCCCUCUCAUCUCGUUCCUUCCCAGGCACAGCUCCAUCAAAGCUGAUGAGGCCGCCCACACAGCUCCCUUCCACCUCGACCUCUGGUUCUACUUCACCCUGCAGAACUGGAUUCUGGACUUUGGCCGCCCCAUUGCCAUGCUGGUGUUCCCUCUUGAAUGGUUUCCGCUCAACAAGCCCAGCGUGGGGGACUACUUCCAUAUGGCCUACAACAUCAUCACGCCCUUUCUCCUGCUCAAGCUCAUCGAGCGGUCGCCCCGCACCCUGCCCCGCGCCAUCGUCUACGUCAGCAUCAUCACCUUCAUCAUGGGCGCCAGCAUCCACCUGGUGGGCGACUCGGUGAACCACCGCCUGCUCUUCAGCGGCUACCAGCACCACCUGUCAGUCCGUGAGAACCCCAUCAUCAAGAACCUCAAGCCCGAGACGCUGAUCGACUCCUUCGAGCUGCUUUACUACUAUGACGAGUACCUGGGCCACUGCAUGUGGUACAUCCCCUUCUUCCUCAUAAUCUUCAUGUACUUCAGCGGCUGCUUCACUGCCACCAAGGCCGAGAGCUCAAUGCCAGGGGCGGCGCUGCUCCUGCUGGUGCCCAGUGGCCUGUACUACUGGUACCUGGUCACCGAGGGCCAGAUCUUCAUCCUCUUCAUCUUCACCUUCUUCGCCAUGCUGGCCCUCGUCCUGCAUCAGAAGCGCAAACGCCUCUUCCCGGACAGCAACGGCCUCUUCCUCCUCUACUCCUUUGCCCUCACUCUCCUGCUUGUGGCACUCUGGGUCGCCUGGCUGUGGAAUGACCCUGUACUCAGGAAGAAGUACCCGGGCGUCAUCUACGUCCCUGAGCCCUGGGCCUUCUACACCCUCCAUGUCAGCAGCCGACGCUGAGUCCCUGGCAUCAGCCGCUGGUGCUCUUUCGGGCAGGAGAUGGGCCAUAGAGGGUGUCUGAACAUGGUGUGUGUGUGUGUGUGUGCGCGCGCAUGUCCACGUACAUGUGUGUAACAACAUGAGUGAGAGUACACAUGGAUAGGUGUGUGUGUGCGUGUGUACGUGUGCAUGUGUGGAGUACAUCACCAGGAGAUUCAGUUGUUUUGGUCAAGGUUCUGUUUGAUUUGGAUCUCUCCAGGGCGUGAUUUCGUUUUAGGCAGUGUGUCAGGCCAAGAUACGGGCACUGCCUUCCUGUGCACCUUCCUGACUGGAGUUGGGGCCCCUCUCACUCUUGCUGAUCAGGGCUGACCCCUUCUUCCUGGGAAGUCCUCUGGUACCCCUACAGGAGAGGCCUGGGUGGGCCCAUGGGGAGGCGAUUUGGUGUGUCACCCACUAACUGGCUUGGAUGAGUAUUUCUGUCACUGUCCUCGUACCCUGAAAGGGGUGUGUGCACCCCGGGUCCUCACCCUACCUCAGGUUGCAUGGGGUGUUGAGCCACCCAACCUUGACAAUCCACAGGCCAGCCCACUCCCCUAACCACUAGCCUGAUCUUGGGGUCUGGCAGUGGUAGCUUUCCAACCACUUCUGCUGGAAGCUCUGUCUCCCUCCUUUGCCUCCAAGAGAAUUGUGGAGCCUGCUUCUGUCACCCCUACUGCAGGGUUUGAGCUGCAGCUGGUGGCAGUUCUCAGAGACCUGCACUAUUCCCUGAACUCCUUUGGGGGGUGGGUAUCGAGGCUCUUCAGUCAGCCUUGUCUCAGUCUGAAUCUCAAGCUUUCUGCCAGGGCCCUGGUCCCAGAAAAGGGAGGCCUCAUUCCCAGCAGGACACCCCCCUCUCCCACUUCUCCCAGGCACUGCAAACUUCUCACCCAGCAGCAGGCCUCAUAGCCUCACCUCCAGCUGGCACUGGCCCAUGUGUGCCUGUGGGUCUCAGGGGGCCUGCCUUGCCUUCCCCAGGCCUGCCUUCUCUCCUGUGUUCUCAGGGAGCCCCGUGCCUCAGAUUCUCCUUUCAUGCUGGAGUCCCUCUGCAGCCCUCUUAGAGGUCCCCCAGCCUCUGGUCAGUCCCUGUCUGAGAGGUGUGAAUAAAGGCAGUGUGAAGCCAAGCCUGGGCUGCUGCUUUGAGAAUUUGGGAAGCAGGAGGGAGGGAUGUCCCUAGGGCAUGGGGGAGAGUGGCUGGUCUGGGGCCCAGGCAGAAGUGCUCGGCAGACCCCAAGGGCCCACUCAGCUCCGUCUGGCUGCUGGCCCUCCAUGCCACUUUGUAGGAUCCCUGGGUUGGGGAGAGGUGGGGCCAAGAAGGGCCUCAAUCAGUGGGGUCCCAGCCCUCUUUGGAGGAGUGUGGGGGUGUGGGCCAGGAUAGGGCAUCUCCAGGCCUGCCCCUCAGAGAUGCCACAUGGGGCCUCAGCUGUGCUGUCAGCCUGGUCCAGAGGCUGACACAGAGAGGGAGCCCUGGGGGAAGUAGGGAGGCUGGUUUGUUGGAGGUCAGUUCUUAGCCUCGGGCCAACCAUUUGAUCUCUCAGGGCCUCAGCUCUUGAUCUUCAAAGGUCUCAGCCUCUGCCCGCAGGCAGUUUCAGUCACCGGUAACUUACUGGGCACUGUUAUCAGACAACACAGAGGAGGGGCAGCUGGCCAGGAGACUUUCCACACCAUUAAGCGCUAGCGCCCCUACCUGCCCAGCAACCUCAUUCGAUACCUUCCCUACCUGGAGGACACUGCUGUCUAACCCCCCUGGGACCUAUUCACAGAAGGACUUAAUAGAUAUUUCUGAUCAGGUGCAGGCCUAGUUGUGUGGGACUCAAAAGUUAUAUAAUUUGAGGGGACCUUAAUAAGAAAACAGUAAAAACAAAAAAAGAAUCAAAAAUUAGGGAUGAAAGUGAGCACAUUGACCCCUGAACAACAUGGGGGUUAGGGGUACUGACCCCCUGCAGAGUCAGAAUUCCACAUAAUAACUUUUGAUUCCCCCCAAACUUAACUGCAGUUGGUCCUUUAUGUCCUUGGGUUUCACAUUGAUGUAUCCAAACUGUAUUUUCUUUCCUUGUUUUGUUUUUUAGUAUUUUGGCAAACUUGAAUCUUUUUAAAAUUUAUUUUAGAGAGA
Miniopterus natalensis is the source of this 3124-nucleotide messenger RNA. Lineage: Eukaryota; Metazoa; Chordata; Mammalia; Chiroptera; Miniopteridae. The record is from RefSeq and is a predicted model, not a curated record.